AUGGACUCCCAGCGUCCACCUCCACCGUUUUCUCGAUCGUCGCUAUUCUCUGCCCGCCAGUAUGCACCAGAACAACCGUCGCGGCCAGACGCACGCGCACCCCCAGCCUUGAAUCCCCUCCACCAACCAGAGAUUGAAGCAUCUCGAACAACAUCACCCUACAGUUACGCUCCCCAGUCAUACGCGCCCGAGAUGAGACCCGAGACCCUGCCUCUCGCGCCGAUGCGUAUGCGGCCUGACGGGACUUUUACUACAAGAACGUCUCCUGUGAAGCAGAAUGGAGCCUCUACGAAGGAGUCACCAAGCAUGUUUUAUCGCGAUGGACCAACAGAGCCCGUAACAUCGGCGAUGCCUUUCACCAGUCGCCAAAUGCCUCCACCGUCCCCUCCUCAGCCAUAUCCAUCCCGAAAUUUAUCCGUGUCAACCGCACCUCCUUCCAAUUCUUUCUCGCGGGAACCAGCCCCUGCUCCAUUGCAUCGCCCAGGGAGCAGCAUGUCGAUAUCGUCCAUGCUCGGAUCAGAUCCCGAUCGCCUGUCGCGAGAGCCGCCGCCCUCACUAUUUUCUCGGCCGUCGAUUUCAUCAUUUGGCACAACACGCUCUUCUGGGGGUGCCAUGUCCCCCCCAAUGGCGCCUGCCCGUCCUGCAUCUUCUCUCGAUCAUCCUCUUUCGCGACGAUCGCAAACCCCAGAUAGGCCAUACGCAAAAGAUCACUCGAGCCGUCCCUCAUCGAAACCCAAUUCGGCGGGCCCAUCUUCAGAAACAUCAAAAUUCGUCUUCGGCAGAGGCUCUUUAUCUCAAUAUCCAGAAAAGGCUUCCAACUCUCAAUUAUCUCCCCAAAACACGCCCUCAGAUGCUCCCUUCUCCCACUCUCGCCAUUCUAGUCUAAACGGACCGGUGCAGCGACCUAGUAGCCAACCACAGCACGAAGAUCAUCGAGGCCCGGGGUAUAGUCCCCGGUCUAGGAUGCUGGGUGAAGGACUUUUAGGAACUAGCCAACGCGCUCCAUCUUAUACAGAUCAUGAUAUGCGACCCCUUCAAAGAUUUGCUGGCCUCUACUCGGACCGAGCUAGAGAAGAACAAGCUGCUCGAGAAAGAGAAAGGGAAAGGGAAAGGGAAAGAGAUCGAGAACGAGAUCGAGAACGAGAACGAGAACGAGAGCGAGAGCGAGAUCGAGAUCAAGAAAGGGAACGAGAAAGAGAACGAGAACGCGAGAGAAAUUCUUUACGUGGGCCAGAUAAUAAAGGCCCUAUAGGAUCCUCACAUGGUAGAUAUGGAGCCCAAUCCGUCGAACGAGAACAGGAUAGAAUAGCAAGCCAUUCGCCGUGGGACAUCGGUAGAUCACAACCGGGAUCACCUGAAAACCGACGUUUUGGCUCGGACACAGGGCCUAGAUUUGGCUUUGGAACAAUACAAAGUUACACAAAAUCUCUUGGUUCCCAAUUAGGACCUUCACGCGCAUCUCAGGGGUCCGCCAUCCAGUCCUCUACUGUCUCUCUCCAAUCUCGCCAGGGACAACCAACUCCGCCUCCAAAUGAACAGCCAUUUCACAGCAGACUCGGCCAAGCUCGCCCGGUUUCUGUGACAUCUGUACCUGCAGCUAAUCAGCCCCUGCCUGGGUCGUCAGCGAAUGACGAACAGCGUCGCAAGGGGAGUGAUGACUUGAUGCAACACCGAAGCUUCUUAGGAAUUAGUGGUGAUGGCAGGCGUGCCGGACGGGCUUCUCCAUUGCCACAAGCCGUCCAAGGCGCUCAGGCGCAGAUAAUCGGGCCUUCUGGGGAAUCUGGCCUAAAAGGAGAAUUAGGUCGGGUGUUUGCAGGCAUUGGUAGUGGUGUAGGCACCGGCACGUCGGGAUCUGUUGGAAGCGGGUCCUCUACGCCAAUGACUAUUAGUCCCUUCAAACGAGAUAGCCUGCCGGGACGACCUGAGAGUAUAGAGGAUACCAAAGUUAGGCGUCGGGCUGCCCCCAGGAAACGAAGCUGGAAAGAGAAAGACGAGGAUGCUCUGGGUGAGAGUGGUGACCAAACACCGGAUGCUCGGACUGGGUCUUCUGGGGGCGGCCCUCGCCGGGGUCGCCACGUCCAUCACCAUCAUCACCAGUACGCCGACCGUUUUCAACAUUUGUUGUCACCAGAAGCUAAUCAUUCGAAUCACAGCCACCAUCAUCACCGUCACAAGAAUGAAGAAGAGGCCGCAGCGUCACGCACACCUGGACCAGCAGCGAAUGGUUUUGGACGGUUUGCUACGUCGACAGAGGCUGCUGCUCCAGCAAAUCCAGUUCAGCCGCACCACCAUCAUCAUCACCACCACCACCAUCACGCCCCCCGACCUGCUGUGCCACCUGUUAGCACCGCUCCAGCGCCACCGCUUCGAGAGGCUCACACGCUUGUCAAUAUCGAGCCACUACUGAAGAGCGUUUCCCAUUUGCCGCGACACCAUCUCGGGUCAACUCUGUAUGCUCCACAUAUUGACGUGCCCAGCUCACAUUCAUCAUCCGAAACUCAAAAGUUUGGCUACACCAGCACCCCAGUGCCCAUACCACGUUUUGAAGGGAAGGAAAAUUGUACCUUUACCGUGCGUAUUCCUCGCUACCGUAUCGACACGAGCCAUCGUGAAGAGAUAUGCGCACGCCGUGCACUUUGGGGGACUGGAGUGUACACAGACGACUCGGACCCAGUCGCAGCUGCCAUCCACUCGGGAUACAUCCGUGGGGAAUGGGGAAAUGACGUCGACGUGUCGAUGCUUGACCUCGAGUUCAAAGACGGCUACAACCACGCGCCCAAACCGGCAGAAGGAGGCGAUACGGGCUUAGACAAGACACGUAUCCCCCCCGUUCCGCCUGCAAACAAGGACUUGCAUAUCACACUUCUCAUUCUCCCCCGUUUGGAACGCUACGAAUCUAGUCUGAUGUUUGGCAUGAAGUCUCGAUCCUGGAGCAGUACACACGAUGGCAUGAGCUUCAAAGUAGAGCGAGUUGAGUGGGUAGACGAGGGUUCAACGCGAGGCGAAGAACGCAGUGGUGCUGCGCGCCGAAAGCGACUACGAAAUAUGAUGCUCUCUGGACGAAUCUGUACGGGCCCGAGCUUGCUGCGCAUGCGUGGAGGCCCUGCUAAUAGAGUGGCUGAUAGCAAUAUCGCCGCCAGUGCUGCACCUGCGUCUGCUACCGUGCAGCCUGUUUCAUGA
This is a messenger RNA of Talaromyces proteolyticus, 3180 nucleotides long. RefSeq names its product histone deacetylation protein Rxt3-domain-containing protein. NCBI's taxonomy places the organism in Eukaryota, Fungi, Ascomycota, Eurotiomycetes, Eurotiales, Trichocomaceae. Bases 1 to 3180 code for a protein of 1059 amino acids. The record is from RefSeq and is a predicted model, not a curated record. The transcript is spliced from 2 exons.